GGCGGUUUCUCUUGGAUCGCACAUAUAAAUACCUUCAACUCAAAGUUCUCCAUUUUUUCCUUAUUUUCUCCCAUUUCUUCUUCUUCUUCUUCCCCCAUAGAUCAAAUCAAAUCCAAUCAUUUUUGAAAGAGAGACGAGAGAUUUACAGAUCUACAGAAAUUCAAUCAAAUUCACAUAAAAUAAGAAAAAAUGGCGACAGUAUCACCAUUGGCGAAAUACAAGCUGGUCUUCUUAGGAGAUCAAUCAGUGGGGAAAACCAGCAUUAUUACUCGUUUUAUGUACGACAAAUUUGACACCACUUAUCAGGCUACGAUUGGAAUUGACUUUUUGUCAAAAACAAUGUACCUUGAAGAUCGCACUGUUCGUUUGCAGCUUUGGGACACUGCCGGGCAAGAGAGAUUUAGGAGUCUGAUACCUAGUUAUAUCAGGGACUCCUCUGUCGCUGUAAUUGUAUAUGAUGUAGCAAAUAGACAAUCAUUUUUGAACACUUCUAAGUGGAUUGAGGAGGUACGAACAGAAAGGGGAAGUGAUGUCAUUAUAGUCCUUGUUGGCAACAAAACCGACCUUGUGGAUAAGAGGCAAGUGUCCAUAGAGGAAGGAGAUAACAAGGCUAAAGAGUUCGGAGUGAUGUUUAUAGAAACUAGUGCAAAAGCAGGAUUCAAUAUCAAGCCUUUAUUCCGGAAAAUUGCAUCCGCCUUGCCGGGAAUGGAAACACUGUCUUCAACAAAACAAGAAGACAUGGUUGAUGUGAACCUUAAGCCUUCUGUCAAUUCAUCCCAGAAUGAGCAGAAAGGCGGCGGGUGUGCAUGUUAGAAAUUGUAUAACAGAGGUUGAAGCACUUUCCAUACUCAUUUACACCUAAUUGAUACAAAGUAAAAUGUGUUUAUAUGAAACUACUGUGACAAAGAAGUGCGCUACAGAAUGAUGCUCUUUGUUUCAUAUGCCGUCGAAUAGCGAUGGUGACAAAAAACCGCACAUCUAAUCCAAGAUGGUAAACCAGAAGCUUGGUGAUACCUUUUAUUUUUCCAAUGUUAUUCUUCUUUUUUUGAACUUUUGAUAUCUCUUUUUUCAUUGCACUGAACAAUUUCAUAGAGUGUAUUGUCACAAAACUCAGACGAAUAUUCCUAGCUUAUUGUUUAACGUUUUAUGGUUGUA
Messenger RNA from Mercurialis annua (annual mercury), 1155 nucleotides. RefSeq names its product ras-related protein RABH1e. Lineage: Eukaryota; Viridiplantae; Streptophyta; Magnoliopsida; Malpighiales; Euphorbiaceae. Bases 190 to 813 code for a protein of 207 amino acids. Gene Ontology annotation, molecular function: GTPase activity; GTP binding. The record is from RefSeq and is a predicted model, not a curated record. The transcript has 6 exons.